Engraulis encrasicolus (European anchovy) is the source of this 4613-nucleotide messenger RNA. It is a transcript of the gene rab3gap1, whose product is annotated as RAB3 GTPase activating protein subunit 1. The record is from RefSeq and is a predicted model, not a curated record. Gene Ontology annotation, biological process: positive regulation of GTPase activity. The transcript is spliced from 24 exons. Gene Ontology annotation, molecular function: GTPase activator activity. Lineage: Eukaryota; Metazoa; Chordata; Actinopteri; Clupeiformes; Engraulidae. Bases 12 to 3053 code for a protein of 1013 amino acids.
CAGAGGAAUUCAUGAUGGCCGCUGACAGUGAUCCCGAGUCGGAGGUGUUCGAGAUCACAGACUUUACCACCGCUUCGGAGUGGGAGAGGUUUGUGUCAAGAGUAGAGGAGGUCCUUAAUGACUGGAAACUGAUUGGCGGCAGUGUUGGGAAAGCCCCUGAAAAGGGAGACUACACCAAUGGCACGUGGGAGGAGAAGAAUCAGGAGAUCAGCUUUGCAGAUUUUAAAUUCUGCGUCACGCACCACUACCUGAAGCAGGAGGGCUCAUCGGAUAAUGAGGGAAAGGAGGAGCAGGAGGAAGAUGCCUUCCCUGCGGCCAUGCAGGACCUGCUAUGCAUGAACAAUGACUUCCCUCCCAGAGCACACUGCCUCGUCCGAUGGUAUGGCAUGCGUGAGUUUGUGGUCAUCUCCCCCGGAACCAACUGCGAGGCCAUCAUCAGCGAGUCCAAAUGCAACCUGCUGCUCAGCUCUGUGUCCAUCGCUCUGGCCAACACCGGAUGCCAGGUGCCGGUGUUGGUGCAGAUCCAGCACAAGUGGCGGCGCAUGUACGCGGGCGAGUGCCAGGGCUCCAACGUGCGCACCGACUUCGAGAUGGUGCACCUGCGCAAGGUGCCCAGCCAGUACAACCACCUCUCCGGCCUCCUGGACAUCUUCAAGUCCAAGAUUGGCUGCCCUCUGACGCCGCUGCCGCCCAUUAACAUUGCCAUCCGCUUCACCUACGUGCUGCAGGACUGGCAGCAGCACUUCUGGCCCCAGCAGCCCCCCGACUUCGAUGCACUGCUUGCAGGGGAGGUGGGUGGAGUAGAGUUUGGGAAGCUGCCUUUCGGGGCCUGUGAAGAUCCAAUCAGUGAACUGCACCUUGCUACCACUUGGCCGCAUUUGACGGAAGGGAUCGUAGUGGAUAACGACGUGUAUUCUGACUUGGACCCGCUGCAGGCUCCACACUGGUCCGUGAGGGUACGCAAGGCCGACAACCCCCAGUGCCUUCUGGGUGAGUUCCUGUUGGAGUUCUUCAAACUGUGUAUGCUGAAGGAGUCCACUGAAGAGCUACUGGGAAAGAGUACUGUGGAGGAGGAGGGCAAAGAGAACGCUGACAUCAGCCAUGCCCUGUCCAAGCUUACCGAGCCCACUGCCGUGCCCAUCUCAAAGCUCUCCGUCUCCAGCAUGGUUCACAGCGCUCGCAAGCGCAUCCGCCGACACAGACGCGUCGACGAGUCUCCUCUCAACGCAGACGUCCUCAACUCCAUACUGUUGUAUCUGUUCCCAGAUGCUGCAACUGACAAGCCCAGUGAUGCAACGGCAGCCAAGGCCAAACAGGGCAACCCCGAUGGGAAAUCGGAAGCGGAGCCAGAGGACUAUAACUUAUUCAACCAGUUCAAGUCGGCGCCGUCAGACAGCCUGACCUACCGGCUGGCCCUGUGUAUCUGCAUGGUGAACUUCUACCACGGGGGCGUGCGGGCGGUGGCUCACCUGUGGCAGGAGUUUGUGCUGGAGAUGCGCUACCGCUGGGAGAACAACUACCUCGUCUAUGGUUUGGCCAGUGGAGUUCCGGACCUCAGGUGUUGCCUUCUUCACCAGAAGCUACAGAUGCUGAACUGCUGCAUCGAGCGCAAGAGGGCGCGCGACGACAGUCGCCAGAAAAGUGGCGGCGGUGCCUCCGAGGGUGGCAUCGUGGGGCGCGACCGCAAGACGUCGUCGACGGCAGCAGCAGCAGCGCAGGAAAAUGGCCGCCUGGCGCCCGAUGCGUCCACGUCGGCCGAGGUGUCGCCCGGCAAGUCCUGGGAAUCAUGGAGCGAGGACAGCGAGGACGAGUUCUUCGAGUGCCUGAGCGACACGGAGGAGCUGAAGGAGGAGGCGACGGCAGCGGAGGGGGGAGGGGCGAAGGAGGCCAGCAAGGCCAAGCCGGAGGGCAGGCUGCAGCCGCACGGGAACCUCACGCUGCUAAACUCAGACGAGCCCCUCUACAUCCCCGUCACACAGGAGCCGGCGCCCAUGACAGAGGACACUCUGGAGGAGCAGUCGGAGGUGUUGGCUAAGCUGGGCACGUCAGCGGAGGGGGCUCACCUGCGCGCCCGCAUGCAGAGCGCCUGCCUGCUCUCCGACAUGGAGUCCUUCAAGGCGGCGAACCCCGGCUGCUGCCUGGAGGACUUUGUGCGCUGGUACUCUCCGCGGGACUACGUGGAGGAGGAGGUGGAGGUGGAGGUGGCGGACGAGAGCGGGGAAGGGGCGACGACCACGAGGAAGGAGGUGCGGGGUGAGCUGAGUGCCCGCAUGAAGAUCCCGGGCAACAUGUGGGUGGAGGCCUGGGAGACGGCCAAGGUCACCCCCGCACGCCGCCAACGACGCCUCUUCGACGACACCAAGGAGGCCGAGAAGGUUCUGCACUACCUGGCGCUCCAGAAGCCAGCCGACCUGACCAGGCACCUGCUGCCCUGCCUGCUGCACGCUGCCACACUCAAGGUCAAAGAGGAGGAGGCCAAAGAGGACAUCUUGUCUGUUCGUAAGGCCCUGCAGCAGGUCAUCACCCAUUCCAGCAAGCUCCUGCGACACCCCAUCCCCGACUACAAGAAGGUCGAGGAGCUGAUUAACCAGGUGAUGGUGCUGGAGGCGGUGGUGGCGCGCGCCCGCUCCCUCAAAGCCAAGUUUGGCAUCGGCAGCAGCAGCUCCGACAGGGGCAAGGAGGAGGAGGAGGAGCUGGAGAGGUUUGUCAGUUCUCUGCUGGAGGAUCCGGAGGUGUCUGUGUUGGGAGCGGGGAGAGGGCCGGCCGGCAGCAUCAUCCACAAGAUGUUUGUCAGCGCACAGAGGGCGGCGCUGCUGUCCCCGAUGGAAGAAGACCCUGCCCGGGCAUCCGGAGGUGAAGACAAGAAGCCCUCGUCAGCUGGCAGCGGGGUCCCGGACUUCCCCCCGGCAGCAGGUCGGGAGGUGAUCCUGCGCACGUGUGUGCCGCGGCCCGCGCCCUACUCCAAGGCCCUGCCCCAGCGCAUGUUCUGCGUGCUGAUGCGCGAAGAGUUCCGACUGGCCGGAGCCUUCUCCUCGGACACUUCCUUCUUCUGAGAAGCCUCUAGUCUAGAUGGUUGUCCCCUAUAGCAGGCAAUUAGGGUGGGGAUCUGCUACAUGUAAUGGAUAGGGUGACGUGGGAUGAGCCAUGGGACAAGGGAAGGGUGGGGAAUAGGGUGGGGGCAUGCUGGAUAGCAGGUCUUAGGAGCCGUGGGGUUCUUCAGCUAGGAACAGAGACGUUAGUCAGGGGAUGAGACCUCGACCAAAAGGCAUGGACGGAUGGUUCAAAGGAAGUCAGGAUUUUUUUUUUUUCUUCAAUGGGGGAUUCAGGGGGAAGGGGAGCUUGGGAUCCUGCCUUUGUGGUUCUGAAUCGUCGUGCUUUACAGCUUUAGCUCAUAUUGGGUUGGGUUAUCCACUCCAUAGGAGUCUUGUUGGCAGAGAAACUAGUCCUUUUACACAUGUCCGUUGACAACAAAAAAUGCACAAGUUACACACGUACAAUACAGGCAUUAGUUCUACUGUUUGAGGAGAACCUCUCGCAUUGGAUCUCCUAUUGCUAUGUCAGAGUUAAUCAUUCAAACCCUGUUAGGUUAGAUAUGUGAGUAUUUCAGUGUUAACAGAUUCACCUUAUUAUUUUCAAAGGAAAAAAUACAAAGCUUAAGUCUGAAAUAAAUGCUAAAAAAAAAUCAGAUGAACGUGCUUUUAAAAAAAUAUGUAUUUUAAAAUGUCACCAAAAUGUCACUUAAUUUAAUAUUUUAUGCCGUGGGACUCCUAGCGCUGCUACUUAAAGGCUAUAUCCAUCCCGUCACAAGCCUAGCAUUUUGUUAGCCUCUUCUAUCUCCGCUUAGUCAUGCGUUGCGUUUGUAAGUCAGUCAAGUAAUUUGUCAGAUAUUUCUUUAUCCCACUUAAUCUUAGCCAUGGUGGUAAAUCGACUGGUCCUUUCAUUGUGCUCGAACACAUUGUGGCGAGGACCUAUGUGGUAAAGUGCAAUUAUACAGGUAACUGUAUAUAUCUUUAACAUUCUGACCCUUACAUAUUCCAGUAAAUGAGGUGUCAACGUCGGCGUGUCUUUUGGUGUCUACAAAGUGGUGUGAAGUGCUAUUAAUAGGUAAUAUAAUUUUUUUUAUGGCGUGAUCUCGGAAAGUGGUAUGGACAGAGGCGGUGACCAUCUGUAGGCCUAUAUGUGUGUGUGUGUGUGGUGUACUUAAAGCCCAUUCAUACCCUACGUGUGAGAAGUAUAUGGAUAGUUGUGGAAUGUUUCAAACUGAUAAUUUCAUGCGUAGUUGGACACGAAAUUUAGGAACUUAGCAUUACGGAUGAAACCGAUCAAAACUGGACCUUGAAAAAGCUCUGCAAACAUAUAAGACGAACCGAGCUACGAAGGCAUUGACGGUUGAGAGUGUAUGGACAGAAUUACGUACGUAAUUUCCCAAACGCAGGGUAUGAAUGGGCCUUCAAAGAGGCACACUGAAACUGUGGAACUAACCAAAGUCUGUACAUGUCAGACAACGGCACUAGACCUACAUGUACUGUAGCAUACUUCUUUGUUUAGUACGUACUGCUUAAUUAUGAUGAAGCAAAAAACAAAAUGUUACUAAUAAAACCAAUUUAAUGAUA